Molecule: messenger RNA, 762 nt
Organism: Cladocopium goreaui
Lineage: Eukaryota; Dinophyceae; Suessiales; Symbiodiniaceae
Source: the annotation of a GenBank genome assembly
AUGGAGGCACGGAACUUCAAAUGGGGUAGCGUCUACGAAUACUUCUUGAACAUCUGGCAGGUGUCGGCGGAUGUUGCAGGUGAGGAUGGUGACGUAGACCGGCAGGAAUAUUUCGAUGUUGCAUUGGCCGCCAUUUUUGACGAUAAUACAGACUUCUUCGAGGAGUGCUUUCCUGGAUUUAUCUUCACAGUCUUUCAGGUUUUCUUUCACAGUUCCGCUGUCACCGCCAAUGCGGUAGAGUACUUCCGUUUUGCCGGCCGCGCCUGCAAUUUCGCACGUCGCAUGUGGAGUUGGAAACCUGCGAAAGCGGAGUCAAGAGCAUCAUCCGUGUGGUCUCGAGUGAGUACUUCGGUGUCUGAAGGUUGGCAUUUCCUAAGUUGGCAGUACCAGCUGUCUAUCCAACAGAUGGCCGUGACCGUGGAUCUCUUCCGGCCGGUCUUUGUGGACGAGACGUCCACCUUUGCCUCGUUGUUUGGGCCUGGACGAGGUGGACGUCAGAGGAAUCAGCAGCAGAUCUUGCAACCGGAGGACCUUCCGGCUGUCAGCAAACUGAUUUGCUUGGAAUAUUUCUGUGAACCAAAGACGGAACUCUUCCACUCCAUCCUGGCAUCUGGAAUCCUACCAUACUUGGGCGCCCUGGCCAUCCAUUCAUCUGAUGAAGUACUGAGUCGCGUCCAGCAGCGGGUGGAGAUUCCAGUCUACCGGAGCUGCAAGGAAUCUGAUUUGCCAUACAUUUUGGGACCUGCAGAUGAUUGGCGAUGA